UGUCAGCAGUCUCUUAGUCAUCCCCUGUACUGUCCACAGUCUCUGGUCAUCCUCUGUACCGUCUGCAGUCUCUGGUCAUUUCCUGUACUGUCUGCAGUCUCUGGUCAUCUUCUGUACCGUCUGCAGUCUCUGGUCAUCUUCUGUACCGUCUGCAGUUUCUGGUCAUCUUCUGUACCGUCUGCAGUCUCUCUGGUCUUCCCUGCACCGUCCGCAGUCUCUGGUCUUCCCCUGCACCGUCCGCAGUCUCUGGUCUUCCCCUGCACUGUCCGCAGUCUCUGGUCUCUGGUCCCUGUACUGUCCGUAGUCUCUUGGUCAUCCCCAGCACUGUCCGUAGUCUCUUGGUCAUCCCCAGCACUGUCCGCAGUCUCUUGGUCAUCCCCUGUACUGUCCGCAGUCUCUUGGUCAUCCCCUGUACUGUCCGCAGUCUCUUGGUCAUCCCCUGUCCCGCAGUCUCUUGGUCAUCCCCUG
This is a messenger RNA of Staurois parvus, 468 nucleotides long. The record is from the annotation of a GenBank genome assembly. NCBI's taxonomy places the organism in Eukaryota, Metazoa, Chordata, Amphibia, Anura, Ranidae.